GUCCUUACUGACUCCCCGGUUCGAUCAGCGGCCACAGGGAGCGACAGUAAACAUCAGCGGCUGCAGCGCUCCCAUGCUUUUCAUCAGACAAACUUAACGUCGAGUCAAUUUAAAGAUCGUCUUUGGCUGUGGAGAAGAGACACGUGGCGAGCGGGAGAGGGGGAAGGAUGGAUCGUCGGCCCGGAGCUAGAGCCUCCCCCCGGGGAAGCCGGCGUCAGACGCGAGGCCUCGCGGGCCGCUGACCUGCUGUCUCCUUGAUUUAUGGCGGCUGGGGGGCUCUGGCCACUGCAGACUCCUCCCCCUUCUCUUCUCCGUUUCCCUGCGCACACACCGCAGGUCUGGACGGAGACACACGCGCCGCAGGAGGAUCUGGAGAGGGGUUCCUUCUAAACGUGUCGCUCCGCUUCUUUCCCAAAAUAAAGCCCCCCUCACAUUCCCCACUCUGUCCCACCAUCCCACCACCCAUCAGUUAGAGCCGUGUGUGUGUUACAAUCAUGGUGUGUUGGGUGCAGAGCUCCGCCCCCUAACGUAGCGGCUGCGAAGAGGCGGGGCCGGAUCGAUGGAAGUGCGCUGAGCGACGAGAUGACGCUCGAGUUUUCGCGCAGCCUGAGAGAAACCAGCAGCACGCCGCCCUCCGUGGGAUUUACCGAGACGAAACCGAGGGCGCACGUUUAAUUUGAGACCCGCUUCGGUUGGAACGUUGCACAUGAAAUCCGUCACGGCACUUUAAAUCCCCGUCUAACUUUGAAAGAUUUAAACCCCCCACCCCCCGAGGGUGCCCUCACCAUGGUGUUGCCGCCCCCAGACAAACGCCACGUGUGCCUGACCACCAUCGUCAUCAUGACCAGCAUGGCCUUCAUGGACGCCUACCUGGUGGAGCAGAACCAGGGUCCCAGGAAGAUCGGCGUGUGCAUCAUAGUGCUGGUGGGGGACGUCUGCUUCUUAAUCGUCCUGCGGUACGUGGCGGUGUGGGUCGGCGCCGAGGUGCGCACCGCUCGGCGAGGCUACGCCAUGAUCCUGUGGUUCCUGUACAUCUUCGUCCUGGAGAUCAAACUCUACUUCGUCUUCCAGAACUGCAAGGCCGACAGGAAGAGUCUGGAGACGGUGGCGCGGAAAGCUUUGACGUUACUGUUGUCGGUGUGCGUGCCGGGUUUGUAUUUGAUCCUCGUGGCUCUGGAUAGCAUGGAAUACGUUAGAACUUUCCGGAAGAAGGAGGACAUGAGGAGCCGUCUGUUCUGGGUGGCGCUGGACCUGCUGGACCUGCUGGACAUCCAAGCCAAUCUAUGGGAGCCGCAGCGGACAGGCCUGCCCAUCUGGGCCGAAGGCCUGAUGUUCUUCUACUGCUACAUCCUGCUGCUCAUCCUGCCCUGCGUGUCGCUCAGUGAAAUCAGCAUGCAGGGCGAGCACAUGUCCCCCCAGAAGAUGAUGCUGUACCCGGUCCUGAGCCUGGUCACCAUCAACGUGGUCACCAUCCUCAUCCGUGGCGUGAACAUGGUGCUGUUCCAGGACAGCCGCGUCUCCACCAUCUUCGUGGGCAAGAACGUGGUGGCCAUCGCCACCAAGGCGUCCACCUUCCUGGAGUACCGCAAGCAGGUGAAGGAGUUCCCUCACCCGCAGAACGCCAUGGCGCUGGAGCUGCAGCAGAACUCGGUGAGCCACACGCAGGCGCUGCCCAACGCCACCAGUUUGCCACACGAACCUUCACCAGCUCAGGACGUCAUCGACACAUGACUGCCAGCGCUGGAGACGGGCCGAGAGGUCGGGAAAUAAAGACAUCGGCUGCGCGACAGGAUGUCACGCUCAGACAAACUGCUGUGAAACCACAAAAAGAGAUUUUUAGCAUCAGCUGCCUUUCAGAAAACUCAGUGACUCUAAGCGCAGCGUGUGAACCGUGUUUUUUUUUUAAAUGUGCUGUUGUGUUUUUAAUUGUUUCACAUGUUUUCAAAAGUUCAAACUUUAUUAAGAAACCAUCUCCAAGCUGUGCAGCCCCGUGGCAUUUUGUUGUGAGGUUGGACAGCUGGUUCCCCCUCAGUGAGCCGCUCCUGUUUAUUUCUUUUAUUUUUUCUUCCUUUCUUAAAUGUCACAUUUUUACAGUGCAACUGUGGCAUUUUCUUUUGAAUCCCAGCAGCAAAAGGACAUACCACUCAGCGUGGAGCGGUGAUGGAGGAGGAGGAGCAGAGGGCAACAAAAAGUCAGUCCUGAUGCUCGCGCUGCGUUGUCCGGAGCGAGCUUGGUGGCUUUUAUGAUCCGUUCUGCUGAGAGGGGAGCUGCGUGAAAAGCUGCUGCUGUGGUCAGUGUGAAGCUUUACAAUCUCAGCCCCCUGUGAACGCAGCGGUGCACAACUAUACCAUCCACAGCAAUUAUCCCAGCAAGGGUUUCAUGGUGUGUGUGUCUGUGCAGGGAUGUGAAUCUGCUGAGGAUGUCUGCUCAAAUGCACCGGGGGGGUUUCUGUUAUUUACAGCGGUUUUGGAACACAAGCGAGCGCUUGAUUGGUGUUCUAAUCUUCAAAUGAAUAAAACUAAAUGUGGACGUCAUAAACGAGACAAAACCAUUGUUUAAAGAGGAGUUUUUGUUGUCUGUACUGUACAUUCCACCUAAAGUGUUUCAAGCCUUGAGGUGCAGAGCUCAAAGGAAAAUUGGCAAAUAAUUUAAAAAAAGUAUAGAACAAAAAUAAUGUUUCUCAGUUUAUUAUUAUUAUUAUUAUU
Austrofundulus limnaeus is the source of this 2705-nucleotide messenger RNA. RefSeq names its product transmembrane protein 121. NCBI's taxonomy places the organism in Eukaryota, Metazoa, Chordata, Actinopteri, Cyprinodontiformes, Rivulidae. The record is from RefSeq and is a predicted model, not a curated record.